CCACCAAAUAACCCUCACGAUAUGCAUUGAUUCAAUAUAUCGCAUCUCCGAGCCUUUUCUACUCAUCAAGUCAAUAAACCAGAAUCAUGCAUGCCUUCACGAUCCUCACCGCUUUGGUCACGGCUUUGGCGACCACAGCAAUCGCUGCACCCGCUUCGCCACUUUGGCCACCAGGUUAUGUUCCCUCGGUACACAUGCUCAUGCCGGGUAUCUACAUCGUCGCGGAGCAAGACUCUGCGCUCGCUGCAGCUUUGACAGACGCCAGAAAGAAAAAUGAAGCACUUUGAGUGUGGAAGCCCGGGAAAAGCGGGGAUCGAUGUGUACACGGACUUCCUGCAGUGAAAUACUGUCUUUACCGAUAUGGCGGAUGUUGAUUCAAGGAUGUAUGGCUAAGCGAUCGGCACACAAUUUAUAUUAUUGAUUGCCGAAAACCGAAGGUCAUUAACAUGAGUGAUGAAUGAUUGCGAUUCAGCGAGACAUAUAAUCGGCUCCUCACAACCACGGCAUUGGCGUGAAGAGACGAUCGGUAUGCCUGUCUUAUCUUGCAGGCCAGAUCCCGCGAAUCAUCUGUCUGAUAACUCCUGCUUGUUGAUAUGUUCACAGGUCGCUUGAUCGCGUCUGUACGACUUCUCAGCCACUGCUGUGAUACAUUCAUGUUGCACUUGUAUCACCCAGCGGUUUCACUGCCUUAAAUCCAAACUGCAAGUAACAAAAACAGUAAGCUUGGCGGACGUUACCACCCUCGAGUCGCUCAAAGCCAAUGCCGUACUUUCAACUGUAUAAGCGCGAUGUCCCUCCUUGCAUACUGAUGGGUCGCUUCCUUGCUCCAGUGCCACGUACUUCAGCUUUUGCACCCCCAUUAUGAUCAUAGGGUGAGAGCCUGGUGUUGCCCCCCUCUAGCAUCCCCAUGACUUCCGCCGGAUCGGUAUGAAAGUGCUGCGCCGUAUUCAAUGGAAACACAGACGCCUUAAUUUCUUCCAUAGAGAACAUUGGAAAUUGCGCUAAUUAGACUACUUUGUUUCCCAUGUUUGUAAACACUCGCGAUCGCAGCAAAAUUCUACAUAUCUUUGCUUCAGUAUAUUCAUUGCUUUUUGUUCGAAUGUCCAGGAUCCGCGCCACAGUUUAUCAUAAGAUCUUGACUCAGCUAGCAAUGCCAUGGACUUUGCAGCGACCCGGCAUGCAUACGUGGUACGGCAUCGAGGUUCGGAUUCGGAUUCUGGACCAUUCGUAAACGUUGUUACGUGGAUUAUGCUCAUCACUUCAACGCUGGCGGUUUUGACAAGGCUGGUCACGAAAAGAGCGCUCAGAAGGAGAAUCGAUGUCGAUGAUGCUUUUGUGGCUGCCGCGCUUCUUGCCAGUAUAGGAUCUGGGGUCGCAGUCACUGUGCAAACGAAAAAUGGACUAGGACGCAGUAAAGCUAUGUUGGACCCCGGCAGCAUCCCCAUUUACGAAAAGGCGGAAUAUGCGAACAAACUCCUUUACAUCGCGACCUUGGCACUAGCAAAACUAUCUAUUAUCUCACUGCUCAUGAUCCUCACCGCCUCCGACCUGCACCGGAAUAUGGGAAUCGCGUUGACUGCUAUGAUUGCGCUCUGGGGGUUGGUGUCAGAAUUCACAGCAGCGUUCCAGUGUGGGAUCGAUCGGCCAUGGCAAUACUCUGACACAACAGAUAAAUGUCUUAGCAUGAUCAAGGUGUGGCUCGGGGUCGCUGUUGGCAAUAUGAUAACAGAUCUAUUUUUGGUCCUGUUCCCGAUUCACAUUAUUCUUACGUUGCAGAUGAGCAUGAAGAAGAAGAUAACCAUACUAUGUUUCUUCGGGUCCCGGUCGCUCGACAUCGUCGCAACUGCGAUUCAGCUUAGUUACGUGCCUGAUUUUCACUCGCCAGAUCCCACCCGCGCUCUGUGGACAUGGACCCUCACCACCCAGGUUAUCGAAUGCCUGACGAUUCUCACAUCCUGCGUUCCCUACCUACGACCACUCCUCGAGGACCUUCUAACCGGUCUCUACGCUGUGGAUGAGCUACGCAGACGAGGUAACUCCACAUCUAGUUCAAGAUAUGCGCGCACUCGGAACAAUGGCGAGUCCUACAAGUUAAGCUCAACGAACUCUUUCCUACACCCGUGGGAGAAACGCGCAAAACGUAGUCACAGCGGAGAAAGUGGCAUCAGGCGAUUCCUUCCUACACUGAGUGAGGUGGGUACAAAUAACGCCAAUUCAGCCAGUGGACUGCCUGGAGGACCAAAGCGGUCAGACGGUAGGAUCAAUGUUGAGAUCACUGCGCGGAAAGACGAAACCGCUUCUGAGCUCGGGAAGUGGGAGACAGAGAGCACUGGCAGUCAAGCGAAAAUUGUCAAGACUACCGUCAUGAGCGCGGAAUGGGAAGAAAGACAGAGUAAUCGGCAAUCUGACGAUGACAUUACCGUGUUACGGACAGACAGUUAAAGGUUCUAUCGUCUAGAUGACCUUGUAUUCCGAUCAUACCCUGUUCCCUGGAACAAUAGGUAUGAUUUAGAAUAUUAUUGAGUAAUCCUGAUAGUCGAGAUACCUGGGCACAAAUGGAAUACAUUUUUUUGCGAUGUGUCCAUGUCUCAUGUCUCUCAAAAAUUUUGUACCUGAUAUAUUGAUCGUGAUGUCCUCACAUCAUCAACUCUCACGAGAUUAUCAAGACAAGCACCGAAAUCAUAGGACUGGGCAUGUGACAUGACGGCGUACAGCAAUAAUGAAUUGUUGAAUCGCUCGGCAUUUUGUCCUCUGAUUUGAACCUGGCCUGGCUUAAAAGCGAAUUACAAACAAAUGUACAGUAAGAUGCGCAGUUUCCAAAACUGAGUGCAGUUGCGUAAUGCCCACUUUUUCCCGACUUUCCUAUAGCUCAUCUCUGGAUAAUUGGUACUGAUAUGGCUUUCAUCCUACACCCAACAGCAUUUCUUAUUGAUAGCCCCACAAUUGCCUACCGAGGCAAAUCGUCAGAAUUGCACUCUACA
Periconia digitata is the source of this 2981-nucleotide messenger RNA. The record is from the annotation of a GenBank genome assembly. NCBI's taxonomy places the organism in Eukaryota, Fungi, Ascomycota, Dothideomycetes, Pleosporales, Periconiaceae.